AUGACCGCUUCCGAAUCCUUAUUUGAUUCCAACUUCACUCAAGAGCCAAUGCUUUUAUUUUCAUCAGAUGGCAUGACCAAUGAUGUGGAUUUGGGCAAAAGCUUGAUAACCUACAGGAUGCUGGUGUCUAGAAGAGAGGCCGGUGCUAUUAUCGGCAAGAAUGGCGACAACAUUACCAGGAUCCGCGAACAAACCAAUGUGAAGGCAGGUGUGUCAAAAGUCAUUGAGGGAUGUAUCGAUAGAAUCCUUACUGUCACCGGCAUCGUGGACAAUGUGCCUAAAGCAUUGGUGCAGUUUGCAAAAGCUGUCACAGAUUCAAAUGUACAGACUGUCGCAAGUGCUUCCGCUAAUGGAACGGACCCCACCUCUCUGAUAACAUACAACUUCUUCCCUUUGAAACCCCUAUGUCCAACCCCGGCCGCUUCUGAUCCAUUUUAUGCCGAAACUUUGAGUUUGAGAUUGCUGAUUCCUCAUUCACAGAUGGGAACAUUGAUUGGAAAAGGAGGUAGCAGAAUCAAAUCCAUUCAAGAAACUUACAAUAUCAAGAUGGUGGCCUCGAAGGAUUAUCUCAGAAAUUCCACUGAGCGAAUAGUUGAGGUCCAGGGUGCAAACACAAAUUUGGUCGAAGCGCUCAACACUAUCUCCAGAUGUCUUUUAAGCGACUAUCAUGGCGUGGUGGCAACUAUCUAUUAUACACCAUCUCCUCGCCAACCCCCAUAUAAAGGUGGAUCUAAACUGGACCCCCAAUUGGAAACUGGUUCUGAUAAAGAAAUUUCUGAAAAAACUAGUUUUCCAGGAGAGUUUGUGGGAGCUUUGAUUGGAAAAAAGGGGUCCCGUAUUCAGGAAAUCAGAAGAACAUCAGGUUGUACUAUCAACAUUGAUGCUGAGGACAAUGAACGAGGCCAAAGAGAGUUCACCUUGACGGGAACUACUCUUAGCGUUGAUCGUGCGCUUUCGUCUUUAUACUCUUGUUUCGAGAAAGAGAAACAAAGAAGAGACGAACAGAUGCACCAGGAGUAA
Molecule: messenger RNA, 1020 nt
Organism: Ogataea angusta
Lineage: Eukaryota; Fungi; Ascomycota; Pichiomycetes; Pichiales; Pichiaceae
Exons: 1
Coding region: 1-1020 (339 amino acids)
Biological process (GO): 3'-UTR-mediated mRNA stabilization
Cellular component (GO): cytoplasm; nucleus
Molecular function (GO): mRNA 3'-UTR AU-rich region binding
Source: RefSeq, a predicted model, not a curated record